AUUGUCAGGCAUCGCACAAGAAAUGGCGGUAUGGAUUUGGACACUGAGCAUUCUGAGCUACUCCUGUGUUACCUGUGCAUUAAGGCAUAAGACAUUUGAUUCGUUCGCAAGCAGGACGGAACUGAGCCAUCUGGCAGUGAACCACAAGACGGGAACUGUUUAUUUAGGAGCCGUGAAUUCCCUCCAUCAACUUACAAAAGACUUGAAACCAUAUCCCUCAAUAGGCGAUGUCACAACUGGACCAUACAACGACAACAAAAUGUGCACCCCUCCCAUCGAUGAGAGCCAGUGCACUGAAGCAAAGCCGACUGACAAUUACAACAAGAUUCUUUUGCUGGACACGCUGGAGAAGAAAAUUGUUGUUUGUGGGAGUUUGUUUAAAGGCAUUUGUUCCAUUAGGGAGCUUGAGAACAUUUCAAACAGAACUUACUACGAGAACGGCAGUGGCGAAAAAUCAUUUGUUGCAAGUAACGAUGAGCAUGUAGCCACGGUGGGGCUCAUCACUUCUUUGGAAAAAGGUAGAAUGAUGUUUGUGGGGAAGGGGAAUGGGCUAAGUGACAAUGGGAUCAUAAUCAGCACCCGGCAGCUUUUUAAUGGGGAGGGGAGAGAGAUUUUUGAACUGUAUGCAGAUCCUGCAGUGAUUAAGUCGGCGUACCCGUCCUCGAGCACGCAAGAAUUUCUGAACAUCUUUGAAGACGGCCGAUACGUGUAUUUUAUUUUCAACGAGCAUUUGAAACAACCCCUUAAAAACCGGACCAUUAUCGCGCGGCUCUGCAAGGAAGACGAACACUAUCAUUCCUAUUUUGAAAUGGACCUGGAAUGUAAAGACGAGCGUGGCCCUUACAACCAAUGCAAUGCCGUCUACGCCGCUGUGCCUGGGCAGAUUCUUUCAGACAGCAUCGCACUGUCGAGGCAAGACGACGUUGCCCUGUCAGAGAAAAUACUGAUUGCCCUUUUCCAAAGAAUCGACAGAGAUAAAAACUCCUUAGAAUCUGCUUUGUGUAUGUUUUCCUUGAUGCAGAUCAACCAGAAGAUGGAAGAAAAAAGGGAGAAAUGCUACAAGAAGCAGGGACCGGGUGUUUUUUACAAACCGUUUGUAGCGGAUAGUGUGUUGUGUACUAGUAAGAUUCAUCAGGAUCUUCUUAGCAAAACUUUUCCGUGUGGUUCUGAGCAUUUGCCAUACCCUCUGGGAAGCAAAGAGGGAAUUACAACUGAACCUCUGUUGAAAAAGGAAGGUGUUAAGUUAACUGCUGUGACCUUUGCUGUAGAGAAUGAUCACACUGUGGCUUUUGUAGGAACUUCUGAUGGCAGAAUACUCAAGAUAUUUCUGGCUAAUCCUGCAAAGGAAUAUGAUGGUGGUGUGCUUGAAAAAAACCAAGCUAUUAAGAAGGAUCUUGUCCUUGAUGCUCUCCAGGAGCACUUGUAUGUCAUGACUGCAAAAAAGGUGUUUCGAUUGCCUGUACAGGAAUGCAAUCUUUAUUCUACCUGUGAUCAGUGUAUUUAUGCUCAGGAUCCUUAUUGUGGUUGGUGUGUAACAGAGGGAAAGUGCUCAAGGAAAAAAGACUGUGAAAGAUCGGCUAGGGCAAAUAAUUGGCUUUGGAGCCCAGAUGGUAAUUGCUUGACUAUUACAAGAGCUCAGCCUCAAAACAGGAGUCGCAGGGUCUUGGGCAAGGUAGAAUUGACUCUAACCCCUAUGCCAGAUUUAAAUGAAGAUGACCAGCUACAGUGUCACUUUGGUGAAACGAGUCAUCAGGCAGAGUUAAUAGAUGAAGCUAUUAUCUGUCAUUCUCCAGAGGUAAUCCCUCCAACACCUGAAGGCCAAGACCAUGUUUUAGUUCCGCUACGUCUAACCUUUGAUGAUGGUAUAUUUUUUGCAUCCAGUACAUACCCUUUUUAUGACUGCGGAGAAGCUAUAAAUCUUUCAAAAAAUGAACCGUGCUUCUCCUGUGCAAGCAGUAGAUGGAAUUGCGAGUGGGACUGGCACAAUCAUAGCUGCGAGGACUCAUCCUUAAAAGAAGAUGUGAUUAAACAAAAUAUGGAGGAAGAAUGCCCACAAUUUCUAAAUCCCAAUCCUGAAAUAAUACCUAUGGACUAUAUAACAGAAGUGCACUUUGAAGGGAAGAAUCUAGACAAUUAUCAGGGUAAAUCUUUCUUUAUUGGGAAUGAAGAAUUUGACUUUGAGAGCCCCGUGGAACAGUCAUCUGAUGUAACUUUCUCCUUUAAAAGUCAAAAGUUUCCCCAUGCAAGUGAAACUCUGCCUCUUCAUUUGUAUAUUAGAACAAAUCAUGUCAAGAUUGAUAGCAAGCUGAUGGUGACUUUAUACAGCUGUUCCUUUGGUCGAAGUGAUUGCAGCUUGUGUCUUGCGGCUGAUCCCAAGUAUGAAUGUGUAUGGUGUGAAAACAGCUGUGUUUACACAAAAGUGUGCCGAACUCUUACUGCUACCUGUCCUCCUCCAGUUAUUACUCAGAUUGAACCAAAGAAUGGACCACUAAAUGGUGGGAUUUUGUUGACCAUCAUGGGAUCUAAUUUGGGCAUAAGAGCCAAAGAUGUCACAAAUAUAACGGUGGCAGGUACUAACUGUGUAUUUAAAGAAGAAUUCUACUCUGUUUCCACCAAGGUUGUAUGUAAAGUUGGAAACGUGCUGCAAGCAAUGAAAGGUGAAAUUGUAGUUCAUGUAAGUGGACAGCAAGGCAAAUCAACAAGCGAAGUGCAAUUUACUUAUCAGGAUCCAGAACCUACAGGAAUACAUCCCAAAAAAGGCCCCCAAGCUGGAGGGACCACCCUAACUAUCAGUGGCACAAACUUGGACACUGGCUCGAGACAAGAUGUUAAUAUUUCCCUUGGUGAUGUGCCCUGUGAAGUUAUCCAAUUUGGUGAAGAAAUCGUUUGUGUUACUGGGCCAAGUCCCAGGGUUGGAAGCGCUAUUGUAAUAGUACGGCAUGGAAGCACUGAAAAACGAAUAGAACACGAACCCUUUACCUAUACAGAUAACCCUAGAAUUGAUGGCAUCCAGCCCAAAACGAGCAUACGCAGUGGAGGACGAAAUAUUACUGUAACUGGAAGUGGUUUUGACAUCAUUCAGAAGUUUUCUGUGGAAGUCUUGGUUGAGCCUUUUAGGGAUUUCUUAUCAAAGAAAAAGAGAAGAAGGCAGGUACCGGAUCCACAAAAGUUUGAAGGAGUAGUUAUUUCAAAAUUGAAUGACACUGCCAUAGUCUUCUUAUCUCCGCCAGUUGUGGAAGAUCCAGAAAGCUAUAAAAUUGCCACACUUAUUAAAAUGGAUGGGUAUGAGGAGACAUUACAAGAUCCUUUGCAAUAUUUUCCCGAUCCAACCUUUGAAAACUUCACAGAUGGUGUCAAGAAGCAAGUCAACAAGCUGAUUCAUGCAAAGGGCAGUAAUCUGAACAAAGCCAUGACAAUUGAAGAGGCUCAAGCGUUUGUGGGAGAGCAACCCUGCAUCAUAAAAACCCUGACUGAGAAGGAUUUAUACUGCGAACCGCCUGAAGUGCAGCCCCCUCCAAAGAGAAGGCAGAAGAGAGAUACGGUUAAUAAUCUGCCAGAAUUCAGUGUGAAAUUUGGCUUCAAAGAAUGGGUCCUAGGAAGAGUGGAAUAUACCCAAGUGAGUGACAUACCGCUGAGCCUGAUUUUACCAUUAGUAAUUAUUCCCAUGGUAGCCAUUAUCAUCAUCUCAAUCUAUUGCUACAGACGGAAAAGUCAGCAAGCAGAACGAGAAUAUGAAAAAAUUAAAUCGCAACUCGAAGGCUUGGAGGAAAGUGUCAGAGACCGGUGCAAAAAGGAAUUUACUGAUCUAAUGAUAGAAAUGGAAGAUCAGACAAAUGAUAUCAAUGAAGCAAGAAUUCCUGUGCUGGACUACAAAACAUAUACAGACAGAGUCUUCUUUCUGCCAUCCAAGGAUGGAGAAAAAGAUGUCAUGAUCACAGGGAAACUGGACAUUCCUGAAGCAAGGAAGGCUACGGUAGAACAGGCUUUGAAUCAGUUCUCCAAUCUCCUCAACAGUAAAUCGUUUCUCAUUAAUUUCAUUCACACACUGGAAAAGCAAAGGGAAUUCUCAGCCCGUGCAAAAGUGUAUUUUGCAUCACUGUUGACUGUAGCUUUGCAUGGGAAAUUAGAGUACUAUACUGACAUCAUGAGGACGUUAUUCUUGGAGCUGAUGGAGCAGUACGUGGUGGCCAAAAACCCUAAGCUGAUGCUCAGAAGAUCAGAAACUGUUGUGGAAAGGAUGCUUUCUAACUGGAUGUCCAUUUGUCUGUAUCAGUAUCUUAAGGACAGUGCUGGAGAACCUCUUUAUAAGUUGUUCAAAGCUAUCAAGCAUCAAGUGGAAAAAGGUCCUGUGGAUGCUGUGCAAAUGAAAGCCAAAUACACACUGAAUGACACUGGUUUAUUGGGAGAUGACGUAGAAUAUUCACAACUGACUGUGAAUGUGAUUGUCCAAGAUGAAGGCACAGAGUCUGUGCCUGUAAAAGUGCUAAACUGUGAUACUAUUUCUCAAGUAAAGGAGAAGAUAAUAGACCAAGUCUACCGGAAUUUACCUUAUUCACAAUGGCCAAAGCCUGACAGCGUAGUUCUUGAAUGGCGUCCAGGUUCUACCGCACAGACACUCUCAGACUUGGACUUAACAUCCCAAAGAGAUGGCAGGUGGAAACGUAUCAAUACCCUGAUGCACUAUAAUGUACGGGAUGGGGCUACUCUCAUCUUGUCUAAAAUGGGGGUUUCACAACAGCCAGAGGAUCACCAGCAAGACAUGCCAGAAGAAAGGCAUGCCUUACUGGAAGAGGAAAACAAGACCUGGCAUCUAGUUCGGCCGGUAGAUGAAGUUGAUGAGGGGAAAUCGAAAAGAGGGAGCAUGAAGGAGAAAGAGAGAACCAAAGCUAUUACAGAAAUAUACCUGACAAGACUUCUGUCUGUGAAGGGUACGCUUCAACAGUUUGUAGAUAACUUUUUUCACAGUGUUCUUGACUCAAACCAUGUUGUGCCACCAGCUGUGAAAUACUUCUUCGAUUUCCUUGAUGAGCAAGCAGAAAAGUACGAGAUCAAAGAUGAGGAUACGAUCCAUAUCUGGAAAACAAAUAGCUUACCACUUCGGUUUUGGGUGAACAUAUUGAAAAACCCUCAUUUCAUCUUUGAUGUACACGUUCACGAAGUAGUGGAUGCUUCCUUGUCAGUCAUCGCACAGACUUUCAUGGAUGCUUGCACAAGAACGGAGCACAAACUCAGCAGGGAUUCUCCAAGUAAUAAGUUGCUCUAUGCAAAAGAAAUCUCUACGUAUAAGAAGAUGGUGGAAGAUUACUACAAAGGUAUUCGCCAAAUGGUACAAGUCAGUGACCAGGAUAUGAAUACACAUUUAGCAGAGAUUUCUAGGGCACACACAGACUCAUUAAACACACUUGUGGCUUUACACCAGCUCUACCAGUAUACGAACAAAUACUAUGAUGAGAUCAUAAAUGCACUUGAAGAGGACCCAGCUGCACAGAAGAUGCAGCUUGCUUUUCGAUUACAACAGAUAGCAGCUGCAUUAGAGAAUAAAGUGACUGACCUUUGAUUUGAAAGUUGCAAUAAAGAAGUCUGAUCCGAAGAUGUGUAAAUUCAUUCUUCCUGAUAAAGAAAUAGUGUUCUAUUUUUAAAUGUGUAAUUACAACUUUAAAUGGAGGGAAAUCGUGUUUUUUUUAUAGCAAAGCUGUAAUGUAAAGAAGUUUUUACUGUAAAUUAUGCUUCUAAUUAAAAUCUUGUGUUGUGUGUGAAUGAAUUUCCACUUGGGAAUGAGGGGAAGUCCUUAGAGGGUGUGGGGGGGGGGGUUUUGGUAAAGUUAUAGUUCAUUUAAUCGACUAGUACAAUCUUGAAGCAUCAGCAUUCUUAGAAUUCAUUAUUCUAGUAAAUUCCGUACCUAUAGUAUUCUUUAUACUUUAAGCAAUAUUUGUACUAGAAAAAUGAUAGCAUAUUGGAAAAAAUAAAUGCAAUAGCCCCCUUUUGAUUUCAAUAAUUGGAAACUGAUUUUUUUAAGUCUUUUUGAAUUCCCAUUGUCUGUAUUCUGCUCACAGUGAGUAGGAUAAAAGACACAUUUGUUGUGACUUUUCUGUUACGACGUCGUGCUGAAUUUUAGUAUUAUAUGGCUUUAUGUACACGAUAACUAAGUGCUUAAAACAAUCGUGGUCGUAACUGCAGCUCUUGAACUCAGUUUUCUGAGAUCAAAGUGGACACAGUGUAGUUGAACUGGAAUAGUUUGAUCCUUUAAUUGGGAAGGGAUCUGUGUGUCCCCAGUGUCAUGUAAAUCCUUUGGGGGGGGGAAAACCUGAGAGUUUCAGCAUAGAAUCUGAAGGAUUCUCAAUAGAAGCUACAGAACAAGGUCACCAAGUGCUUCCAAAUAGCCAUCAUUGGUCCAGCAUGCCGCUGGCAAGAAAAGGAAAGGAUAAUUUGUCUGUCCAGGUUUUUUUCAGUGAGAUUAUUCACAGUUGCCCUCAAACCAUGGCUCUUUUGCUCUGGUUUUGCCAUAAAAGUUCUGAAUUACACUCUGAGGGAAAGGGUCUGUGUUCAGCCAAAGCAAAUGAAAUGUUUGCUGUGUAAGAGUGCAGUGUGAUCGUACUGAGCCACGGUAGUGAUUGUGAGAAAAUAGCGUUAAAGUUCCAUUACCUAGAACUGGGUUUGGUGAGCUACUGGUCUGCCCUGAAGGAGAUGUGUGAGAGGAUCUUUAGUCACUAGUUGGGAAAUGUACUGAGGACAAAGUCUAAUUUGUUUCAACAAUCAUGGCAAAUUGUCAACCUUUCAAAGGUUCGUUUUUGUUCUUUUUUUAAUGAUUACUUUUAUUAUAUAUGCUAAUGUGCCUUACUUGUACUAAUUAUGUGAAUCUGAAUGGGUUUUUGUAAAGAGAAUCAUAUCAAAAAUAUUUAUGUGUGACUUUUGUGAGAAACACGACCAGCAGAAUGCCUGUAAUUAGCUUCUUGCCUAUUGUGUGCUGUUCAACACGAUUCAAAUAUGUAUAUCUUUUAUUGGAAUGGUUCAUAGGAUUUUUUUAAAACUGUCCUGCAUCUUCACACCAUCCUAGGAGAUUUGCUAUUUGGUUGUUGGGGGGUGGGGGUGGCCCUAAAACAAAAUUGAAUUGGUAAUGUAAAAUAUUCCUUGAGAAGCAAAGGGGGGGGGUGGAGAAUCCCAUGUUCCAUUUAGAGUAAACACCACUUGAGCCUUGGAAUGCUGCAAUGGAUGAAAUAAUCAUCAUUAACAUAUUACUGUGGAAAUUAAGGCAACUUGUCAAAAAUGUAAUGUGUGUUUACAAUCAAAGUCAGCUUCCAGGCGAUUUGAUAAAGCUCGGUACGUUAUCUUAAACUGCUGCAUUGCACAAAAGAAAGCAAUCUUUGUUACAUUCUUUUCUCACCAUACUUUUUGGCAGUUGGGUAGCAUUUUCAUGUAGCGCUGCCAUGGAAAUCUCAUUUGCUUUUUGCCAUUGCUCUGUGUUUUCUGUCCUGCUGUGUCUCCAAAACUCACUUGACUCUUAACACGUUAACAGAGUUUCAGUUGCUACCUCGCCCUGUACUGGAAUGUCUCUAACCUUCCCCCUUUUUGUUCGUCUUCAAGUGUAUUGGUAGUGGUCUUGAUUUCUAUGGAGCCAACUCAACAGCCACUGACUUCAAGACAAGUGAACCGUGAUCUGGCUUAGAAAUUAAAGGGAAGAAGCAGAGUGUAACACCUGAUGUCUUUCCUUUGAACUAUUAUGCUGCUGCUUUCAUCUGCAUACCCAACUGAACAUGUCUGGAAUGUAAGGAACUAUGAACUGUUUGGGUUCGUUUACCUAAGAAUUGUGUGUCAAACUAAGCCUCUAUACUUGCCUUCUGCCUGAUCAACAUACAUAUCCAAACUUGCUAAUCUGUUUUAUUUUGUCAUUAUUUGUAAAUCCUGUUAAUUGUAAAUCAAAUACAUUUUUUCCACAAAGUGUUAAA
This is a messenger RNA of Heteronotia binoei (common prickly gecko), 7943 nucleotides long. RefSeq names its product plexin B2 (gene PLXNB2). Gene Ontology annotation, molecular function: protein binding; semaphorin receptor activity. Gene Ontology annotation, cellular component: semaphorin receptor complex. Bases 23 to 5557 code for a protein of 1844 amino acids. The record is from RefSeq and is a predicted model, not a curated record. Gene Ontology annotation, biological process: semaphorin-plexin signaling pathway involved in axon guidance; regulation of cell migration; negative regulation of cell adhesion. The transcript has 35 exons. NCBI's taxonomy places the organism in Eukaryota, Metazoa, Chordata, Lepidosauria, Squamata, Gekkonidae.